Molecule: messenger RNA, 1056 nt
Organism: Rotaria sp. Silwood2
Lineage: Eukaryota; Metazoa; Rotifera; Eurotatoria; Philodinida; Philodinidae
Source: the annotation of a GenBank genome assembly
AUGCCAUUUUCCCCUUUUAAACUCUACUUUUCAACCGGAAUAUCAUUAAUAAUUCUUUUAGGAUGGCUUAGCACUAGUGUCAUGAAUACUGCAAGAUAUUAUCAUACAUCAUCCGUAUUAAACAAUGGUAAAGUAUUGGUCACUGGUGGAUUGAGUAAUCCUGGUGUUGUUUAUCGAAAUGAUGCCGAAUUGUAUGAUCCAUCGACAGAAACUUGGGCAGCGACCACUAGUAUGAAUAAUGCACGAUAUCUACAUACAUCAUCCGUUUUAACAAAUGGGAAAGUGUUAGUUACUGGUGGAUCGAAUGGUUCUUAUCUAAAUAGCUCUGAGUUGUAUGAUCCAUCAACGGGAACUUGGUCAACAACAGGUAGUAUGAAUGAUGCACGAUUUGGACACACAUCAUCCGUCUUUACAAAUGGGAAAGUGUUAGUUACUGGUGGAUCGAACGGUCUUUAUCUAAGAAGCACUGAGUUGUAUGACCCAUCAACAGGUACUUGGACAACGACGAAUAGUAUGAAUAAUGUGCGACAUCUACAUACAGCAUCUGUAUUAGCAAAUGGAACAGUGUUAGUUACUGGUGGGUAUAAUGGUACAUCUUAUUUGAAUAGUGCUGAGUUGUAUGACCCAUUAACAGGAACUUGGACCAUGACUGGUAGUAUGAAUGAUAUACGACAUCACCACACAGCUUCCGUCUUAACAAAUGGAAAAGUGUUAGUUACUGGUGGUUACAGCGUUGGAACCAUUAAUCUGAAUAGUGCCGAAUUGUAUGAUCCAUCAACACGUACUUGGACAAUGAUGAGUAGUAUGAGUGAGGCACGAAGUCAACACACAGCAUCCGUAUUAACAAAUGGAAAAUUGUUAGUUGCUGGUGGAUGGAAUGGUAUUUCUUCUCUGAAUAGUGCUGAGCUGUAUGACUCAUUAACAGGAAUUUGGACAAUGACUGGUAACAUGAAUGAUGCUCGAAGUAUGCACACAGCGUCAGUAAUAAAAAAUGGCAAUGUGUUAGUUACUGGUGGAUACGGUUCUAUGACUCUGAAUAGUUCAGAGUUAUAUUAA